This is a messenger RNA of Tupaia belangeri chinensis (Chinese tree shrew), 1701 nucleotides long. RefSeq names its product zinc finger protein 227. Lineage: Eukaryota; Metazoa; Chordata; Mammalia; Scandentia; Tupaiidae. Gene Ontology annotation, molecular function: DNA-binding transcription activator activity, RNA polymerase II-specific; RNA polymerase II cis-regulatory region sequence-specific DNA binding. Gene Ontology annotation, biological process: regulation of transcription by RNA polymerase II. The record is from RefSeq and is a predicted model, not a curated record. Gene Ontology annotation, cellular component: nucleus.
AUGGUUGUGGUCUUCACCAAAGGAGAUGUGCAUGUUAAAGGCUUCAGUCAGACCUCACAACUUCAAGCUCCUCAGAGAAUCCACCCAGGAGACAAAGCAUACAAAUGGUACAUGGGCAUCAAAGGGUCCACAUGGGAAAAACGGUACAAAUUCAAUGUGUGUUGUAAGAACUUAAGCUGCAAUUCCCAUCUUCAUUCCUAUCAGAGAAUCCACACAGGGGAGAAAUCCUACAAAUGUGACAUAUGUGGUAAAGACUUCAGUCAGAUAACCCAUCUUCAGGAGCAUAGAGUUCACACAGGAGAGAAGCCAUACAAAUGUGAGCCAUAUGGUAAGGGCUUCAGUAAGAGUUCACAUCUUCAAGACUACCAGUGAGUUCACACUGGAGAGAAGCCCUACAAAUGUGAUUCGUAUGAUAAGAGCUUCAGAUGGAGUUCACACCUCUAAGCCAAUCGGAGAGUCCACACAGGAGACAAACCAUCAUGUGAAUAAUGCGGGAAAGGCUUCAUUUGAAAUUCAUAUUUUCAUGUUCACCUAAGGACCCACACUAGAGAGAAACCCUAUAAAUGUGGCCUGUGUGGUAAGAGCUUCAGUCAGAUCUCACAUCUCCCAGCUCACCAAAGAGUUCAUACUAAAGAGAAACCAUACAUAUGUUUUGUAUGUGGUAAGGGCUUUAGUAAGAGUUCAUGUCUUCAGGUUCACCAGAACAUCCACAGUGGUGAUAAACCUAUUACACGUGAUGAAUGUGGCAAAAAAUCUCUGGCCUUCAAGGACAUGGUUGUGGUCUUCACCAAAGGAGAUGUGCAUGUUAAAGGCUUCAGUCAUACCUCACAACUUCAAGCUCCUCAGAGAAUCCACCCAGGAGACAAAGGAUACAAAUGUAAGGUCUCAAAUCUUCAAGCCCAUCAGAGAAUCCACACUGGAGGUAAACUCUACAAAUGUAAUGUGUGUGAUAAGAACUUCAUUUACAACUUCCAUCUUCAAAGCCAUCAAAGGGUCCACAUGGGAAAACGGUACAAAUUCAAUGUGUGUUGUAAGAACUUAAGCUGCAAUUCCCAUCUUCAUUCCUAUCAGAGAAUCCACACAGGGGAGAAAUCCUACAAAUGUGACAUAUGUGGUAAAGACUUCAGUCAGAUAACCCAUCUUCAGGAGCAUAGAGUUCACACAGGAGAGAAGCCAUACAAAUGUGAGCCAUAUGGUAAGGGCUUCAGUAAGAGUUCACAUCUUCAAGACUACCAGUGAGUUCACACUGGAGAGAAGCCCUACAAAUGUGAUUCGUAUGAUAAGAGCUUCAGAUGGAGUUCACACCUCUAAGCCAAUCGGAGAGUCCACACAGGAGACAAACCAUCAUGUGAAUAAUGCGGGAAAGGCUUCAUUUGAAAUUCAUAUUUUCAUGUUCACCUAAGGACCCACACUAGAGAGAAACCCUAUAAAUGUGGCCUGUGUGGUAAGAGCUUCAGUCAGAUCUCACAUCUCCCAGCUCACCAAAGAGUUCAUACUAAAGAGAAACCAUACAUAUGUUUUGUAUGUGGUAAGGGCUUUAGUAAGAGUUCAUGUCUUCAGGUUCACCAGAACAUCCACAGUGGUGAUAAACCUAUUACACGUGAUGAAUGUGGCAAAGCAGAGCUUAAAAUGGAACAGUUUUCAAGAGAACACAGAGCAGAGGAACCCUAUCAGAAUGGCACUAUAAGAGUUUUAAUCUGA